Monoraphidium neglectum is the source of this 1056-nucleotide messenger RNA. RefSeq lists its product as hypothetical. NCBI's taxonomy places the organism in Eukaryota, Viridiplantae, Chlorophyta, Chlorophyceae, Sphaeropleales, Selenastraceae. Gene Ontology annotation, molecular function: nucleotide binding. The transcript has 7 exons. The coding region runs from base 1 to 1056 and encodes 351 amino acids. The record is from RefSeq and is a predicted model, not a curated record.
AUGAUCUGGCCUGCGCGGCGGCUGGCAGAUGUGCAGGUGGUGGGCGUGGCGGCGCGCGACCCGGUGCGAGCCGAGGCGUACGCACGGCGGCACGGCUAUGUGGCGCUGCCCAACGGCCUGCAUGGCGAGUGGGCGGCGGCGGCACUGCGGGCGGGCAAGCACGUGCUGUGUGAGAAGCCGUUCACAGCCAACGCGCAGGAGGCACGCCAUGUGAUGGGCAUCGCGCGGUCCUCUGGCCUGGUGUGCCGUGAGGCCUUCCACAAUUCAGAGCACCCCGCCAACAAGCGCGUGGCAGAGCUGCUGCAGGCAAGCCGCAGAACGAAGGGAACGGUUGUCGCGCGAAUCGCCGAGCGCACGCCACAGCAGGGGCCUCUUGCAAGAGGCGGUGCCAUUGGCGAGCUGCUGUCCCUGACGGCGCGCGUGCUGAUUCCUUCCUGGGCCUUCAAGGAGGGCGACAUCCGCUUCAACGAGGGCCUGGCGGGCGGCACCAUGAUGGACGCGGGCUGCUACUGCGCAGACGCACUGAGCUUCUUCCCGGGGUUCCCGCCAACGGCGGUGACGUCAGCGGCGGCCAAGGGCGUGCUGCACGGCUGCGACACAGGCAUGGAGGCGCGUGUGGCGUACGGCGGCAAGGGCGGCGGCGCGGGGCAGCUGGUUGGGCGCAUCGAGGCGGACCUGCGCCACGGCGGGCUGCUGCCUGUCACACUCAUCACAGCGGAGGGCACCAGGGGCCGCCUGACCUACGACAAUUUCGUGGUGCCCUUCUUUGGCCACCAGAUCACGCUGGCCCUCGCACCAGACAGGGGGGGCCAGCCCCCGGAGACGCGGCGCAUGAGCGUGUAUGGCAGCGGCGAGAGCAACUACUAUUACCAGCUGCGGCGGUUCACAGACGACGUCGUCGCGCUCAGGGGCGGCACCGGUGCCAGGGCGUUGGCGGAGGUCGAGGCGUCGCUGCAGAAGGAUGCGGCCGACGCUAUUGCCAACAUGGAGCUGGUGGAGGCCAUCUACACAGCGGCGGGGCUGCGGCCGCGGCAGCCGACACACGCCUGGUUUUAG